GACGGUGCUUUGUUUGCUCAAUUAAAAAGUUUUGGUGAAAAAAUGAAAUUGAAAUUAUUUGUUUUGUUUUGUGUUGUCGGAGUCAUUUCUGCUCGCAUAAGUUUACGUUCUGAAAUUGGAUACCCACCGCUAUCAUCACGUAUUGUUGGCGGCACCAAUGCCACGGACGGUCAGGCUCCAUAUCAAUGCUCAAUGCAGCAAAAUGGACGGCAUUUUUGUGGAUGCGUCAUCGUCGGCGAUCAAUGGAUCCUAAGUGCAGCCCAUUGUCUCGCCAUUGGAAUACAAGGCGUACAAAUUUUGGCCGGGACCAAUGAUUUAAAAUCGGGCGGAAUUCGUUACACACCGGAAAAGUAUAUAAUUCAUGAAAAAUAUAAUCAACCAAGUUUUGCUAAUGAUAUCGGGUUAAUUAAAGUAAACAAGAUUGAUUUUAAUGAAAAAGUGCAGCCGAUCAAAUACACAUCGAAUUUUGUAGACGCUGGAACCGUUCUUCAGGCAACUGGUUGGGGUCGAUUGUCUGCUUGGGGUGAUGCACCACAACUUUUGCAAGUUAUAAAAUUGACAGCGAUUUCCGAUGACGAAUGCGAAGCAAUUCAUGGUGACAUCGUUGCUCCCAGCCACUUGUGUACAUACACGAAAGUAGGAGAGGGUGUUUGUAGCGGUGAUUCAGGCGGACCGCUGGUUCUUGAGGAUGAAGUAGUCGGCUUGGCAAAUUGGGCUGUGUUAUGUGCUCGAGGCUAUCCUGAUGGAUUUGCUCGUAUUUCAUACUUGUAUGAUUGGAUCCAGAAAAAUAUUGCAACAUCGUAAGAGAAUUUGAUGAAAACCUUUCGAUACGCAUAUAGAUAUGAGAUGUUUCCACCAAAAAUGAAUAAAUUCAAUAUAUAUUACUUAUGAAA
Molecule: messenger RNA, 893 nt
Organism: Contarinia nasturtii (swede midge)
Lineage: Eukaryota; Metazoa; Arthropoda; Insecta; Diptera; Cecidomyiidae
Product: chymotrypsin-1-like
Exons: 7
Coding region: 43-804 (253 amino acids)
Biological process (GO): proteolysis
Molecular function (GO): serine-type endopeptidase activity
Source: RefSeq, a predicted model, not a curated record